AUGGCGUUACCUCCAGCAGUCCACCGCAUUGUCACUGGGCAUAAUUCAGAGGGCAAAGCAAUCAUUGAGUCAGACACAAAGCUCACGCCACUGAAUCCGUACACAAAUGCUCCAUUGACCUCCGACUCUUCAGACCCAUUCGCCUUUGCCGUUGUGCAUCGCACUUCUGGGUUUCCAGCUUCCAACACCGAGCCCCCAAUCGAAUACCAUGGCAAGAAGAUGAGCCUUGAAGACAAGGUCGGAACUACAUGCCGCAUUGUGGACUUCCCACCUAUAAAGCUGGGUGAAGGUGGAAAGCUCCCCGAAGGCUUUAUGCACAGGACUCAAAGUCUCGAUUUUGGGGUCGUGUUGAAAGGCAGAAUCAUGCUUGAGCUGGAUGAUGGCGUGGAAACGGAGGUCGAGGAGGGAGCAGUCGUCGUACAGAGGGGUACCAUUCACGCGUGGAAGAAUGUCUCGAACGAGAUUUGCAGGAUGUUAUUUGUUCUCGUCCCAGCAGAGAAAGUGAAAAAUGAGAGUACAGGAGAGUACCUUGAGAUUACACCUACGCCGCAGUUGCUGGACGAUGAAACUAAAUAG
Endocarpon pusillum Z07020 is the source of this 576-nucleotide messenger RNA. RefSeq lists its product as uncharacterized. Lineage: Eukaryota; Fungi; Ascomycota; Eurotiomycetes; Verrucariales; Verrucariaceae. The coding region runs from base 1 to 576 and encodes 191 amino acids. The transcript has 2 exons. The record is from RefSeq and is a predicted model, not a curated record.